Molecule: messenger RNA, 2183 nt
Organism: Helianthus annuus (common sunflower)
Lineage: Eukaryota; Viridiplantae; Streptophyta; Magnoliopsida; Asterales; Asteraceae
Product: protein DETOXIFICATION 45, chloroplastic
Exons: 14
Coding region: 221-1885 (554 amino acids)
Biological process (GO): transmembrane transport
Cellular component (GO): membrane
Molecular function (GO): antiporter activity; xenobiotic transmembrane transporter activity
Source: RefSeq, a predicted model, not a curated record
CUCAAAGUUGGAAUACAAUUAUUUCUAAACUGUGAACCCCACUUGAGUUUGUUUGCUACCAUACCAUGUCUGCGCCUUCCUUCCCAAUCUCCCACCUACCCACCUCUCUCGCCACUUUCUUCAAUCAAUCUUCACAAUAUUUAUAUCUUUCUUGAAUCAAUAAAAACUAUGCUGUUUCAGAGCAAUUAAAUUGAAUUGGGUCUUGCUGUUUUGAGCAAAAAUGGUGGUUGCUGGUGCAUUGAGUUGUGGAAUUGGUGGUGUUAUAAGUGAAAAUAAGGCAAUUAGAAAGAAUCUGGUUACCCAAUUGCCAAUACAAAAGGUUGUUCUAAGAAAUGGAAUUCAAAAUAGGAGAUUGAGAUUCAAUAAUGUAAUUAGGGGUUGUGGGUUGAUUAGUGAUCAAGAGGCUUUGGAUUAUGAUCUGGGUGCUUCAAAUUUGGAAGAAAGGUUAGCCGAAACACGCGAUAGGGUCGUAAAUGGUUCGGUUGAUGAUCAAAUUGAAUCUUUGGGAACUUCGAACGAUGUUAAACGGUCUCCUAGUGUGCAAACCGAGCUUGUAUUGCUUGCAUUACCAGCCAUUGCAGGCCAAGCUAUUGAACCUUUGGCACAACUUAUGGAAACGGCUUAUAUCGGUAGACUAGGUGCGUUGGAGUUGGCUUCAGCCGGUGUGUCGAUAUCAAUUUUCAAUAUAGUAUCGAAGGUGUUCAAUAUUCCCCUGCUUAGUGUUGCAACUUCAUUUGUGGCUGAAGACAUAGCUAAGCAUGCAAAAAGUGAUUCGGAUUCAGCAGAAGAAAGAAGGCAAUUACCUUCAGUCUCUACCGCACUGGUAUUAUCUGUCGGGAUUGGUAUACUUGAAGCGACGGCGUUGUACUUUGGAGCCGGAACCUUUCUCAAUCUAAUGGGAAUAUCAUCGGCUUCUUCGAUGCGCGUUCCCGCUCAACGGUUUCUUCAACUUAGAGCGAUUGGUGCUCCUGCUGUUGUACUUUCGUUGGCUAUUCAAGGUGUCUUCCGUGGAUUCAAGGAUACAAAGACGCCUGUAUUUUGUCUAGGAAUAGGAAAUUUGGCUGCGGUAUUCUUUUUUCCCGUUCUCAUGUACGUUUUCGGAUUGGGUGUCACCGGUGCUGCCAUCUCCACCAUCGCAUCACAAUAUAUCGUGACAUUUGCAAUGAUAUGGUACCUUAAUAAGAAGACCGUGCUGAAACUACCGGAAAUGAAGGAUUUACAUUUUGGAGGUUACCUGAAAUCCGGCGGUUUUCUGCUAGGGAGAACUCUAGCGGCUGUUGCAACCGUAACAUUGAGUACGUCAAUGGCCGCACGCCAAGGACCAAUAUCCAUGGCUGCACAUCAAAUAUGCUUGCAAGUAUGGUUAUCUUCGUCUCUACUUGCAGACGCGCAAGCGUCUGCGGGUCAGGCUCUGAUCGCAAGUUCGUUCUCAAAACGAAACUACAGCAGAGUUAAAGAGAUCAUGUUUUAUGCUUUAAAGACUGGAUUAAUAACCGGGGUUAGCUUAGCUGUCGUAUUGGGAUUGUCGUUUGGUACUUUAGCCACGUUGUUCACCAACGAUGCACAAGUUCUAGCCAUUGCUAGAUCUGGUGUACUGUUCGUUAGUGCAAGUCAACCAAUUACCGCUCUUGCUUAUAUUUACGACGGCCUUCAUUAUGGAGUUUCAGAUUUCAAAUUUGCAGCAUGCUCCAUGAUGUUGGUGGGAGCAAUGUCGUCUGCGUUUCUACUCUAUGCUCCUUCGGUUUUCGGUCUUGCGGGUGUCUGGGCUGGCUUAACAUUAUUCAUGGGGAUGCGUGCUGCGGCAGGAUAUAUGAGGUUAGCUGAAAAGAACGGCCCAUGGGGGUUCUUGCAAGAGAUCCCUGAAACCGAGAUUGAAACUUGUUGAAGGCAUAACUCAAUUUACAAAAACUUGCGGUUGUAUACUGUAUACCCAAAACAUCAGGUUCCGAUGGCCUCGAUAACCGUUAGAGGAAACUGUCAAUUUCAUCUUGACGUUUGUCGCUAAAAAUCCCGAAGGGCUGAGGCAGUAACGACAGCCAUCCAGGAUGCCAUUUUUGCAGCUUUAUUUGUCAUCAUUUUUUUACAAGUAUGUACAGUUUAAUAAUGUUUCUAAAUAUUGAAAAUGUUACUGUCUUGUUAUAUGUUUUAAACUUUUAAUAAAGUUGAUUGCAAGUUAUUUUAAA